UUGGGGCGGGUGAAAGGCGGCCCGGCAAGGCUUUCCCGCUCUCUGGCCCCGCCCCCUAUGAGGCUCGCGCGCUCGCCGCCGUUGCCGUGGGGAUUCAAUGGCCACAUUCUGCCUUCGGCUGCGCUUUGCAGCUGGUAGCCUCGGCAGACCUGGCGCCGGCGACAGUGGGAGGUCAUGGAGGUCUUAAGAAAGUCAGUCGCGGAGACCAGGGAGCGGACAAGCCUGGGCCGUUGCCGGCAUUUCUUUUGGCUGGGCGUCGUCUUCGACACGGUGGGCGCGACGGUACUGUUCACUGGGGUCUUCAUCGACCUGUUCUUCUACGACCUGCUGCUCUACCUGGGUUCCAUCAUCAUCUUCUUCAGCCUCCUCUGGUGGGUCUUCUGGUACACAGGCAACAUCGAACUGAUUCCUGACGAGGCCUUGGAGAGGCUCUACCACGUGCCCUCCGCCAUCGUGGUGAACGCGCUAAACCAGGCCGGCACCCCCAGCUUCACUUUCACCAUCCGCACCUUUUCCGCCAGCUUGGAGCAGCUCCGGGCCGGGCGGCGCCGCAGGAGGCUCCUCCAAAGGAUCCCUCGUCUUCUGAGUGUGACCCUCACACGCCGAGCAGAAAAACAGCUAGCAAAGGAGGACCAGGACAAAGGCGGAGUGAGAAAUGUCGAGGAGAAUGGCGAUGCUGAAGGCCUUGGCAGAGAGGAUCUGGGUCCGGAACAGGAAGAAGCCAAAAGUUCAGAAGGAGUUUGUGCCCCAGGCCCUGAUGCUGGUCCUCUGGGCCCCGAGGCUGGACCACCAGUAACCCCCGUGAUGCAGCUAGAGUUCACUCCAUCCCCCCUGGACCGGCCUCUGCCACCCACCAUUCUUGCCUCUGAGAGCCCGCCUGUGGUCCCCUUGUUCUCUACCAGUCAGCCUCCAGCUAUUGUCUAUUCUAAGAGCCUGUCUAUAGUUUCAUUGGCCUCUGUGAGCCAGCCUCCAAUCCCUCGUGCCUCUACAAGCCUGCCUGCUGUCCCCUUGUCCUUUCAAGGUCAGCCUAUGGACACCUUAGCCUCUGAGAUCCAGACCGCAGCCCCCGUGGUUUCACAGAGCCUCCCCCUGGUGCCUGUGGCCUCGCAGAACCACAGCCUGGCGCCUAUGGCCUCUCAGAUCUACCCCCUGGUGUCUGUGGCUGCACAGAGCCAUUUCCAGGUCCCCGUAGCCUCAGAGAGCGAUUUCCAGAAUCUUUCUCCCACCUCUCAGACUCAGCCUCCAGCUGUUCAGGCUGCCCAAGCCCAGGCUCUGGCUACUCAGGUCUUCCCCAACCAGCUUCUGCCAGCCCCAUUUUUUCAGAGCCAGUCUGUGGACCUGCAGGUCACUCUGGCUGUUCAAGACACCCUGCAUGACACCCAACAGACCCCCAAGAACAGUGCUUUAGUUCAAGAGAUUGCUCUCAGCCAGUGUUCACAAGCCCAGGAGCCCCCAGCUGGCCAGGAGCUAAGUCAGGAAGUCCCCGACACUGUGUCCCAGCUCCCCACAUUCUUGGCUCUAGCUACUGAGGCCCAGCAGUCAAUGCCGGAUGAAAGUGUGCACUGCCCUACGCCUGAGAAUUGUCACCUUAAUACAGAACCAGAUGCUCAGGCCUCUGCCAAGUAACUGUCUUGGGGGGAAUCUUCAUCUACAUUAUUUCUUGAUCAUUUCCAGGUAUAUGUUCUAGCCAUUUCCUCAACCCCUUCUGUUCAACAAAAUUAAGUUGGUGGAGGUGAAGUGGCUUUUUCCCUCAGGGAUUAGAUUUUUGAAACUUUGGUAGGUUUUUGAAACCCAGUUCCCUGAGCUUUAUAAGGUUUUACCUAAUCUACUAGAUACUAGUGUGAUCACUUUCUGUUAUUUCAGCCCAGCUAGGAGAGAGUGAAAUUACAUUUCUUCUUGGAGCUCUAAGAUAUGAGAAGGGAGGGGGACUGCAGUGUUUUUGAAACAAGAUGAUUUUAGGUGGUACAGGGACUCAGCAUUAAAUAGCAAUGAGCUCUCCUGUGGGAAAGUUAUUCUCUUUUCAGUUCUUCCUCAAUCUUUGUGAUUGAUUAUGUUAAAGAGAAUGUCCUUAGUUUGGGGAUCAGUGAUUUCUAAUACCUCUAAUGUUUUGAUAGGUAACAAGUGCCACUGUCCCCAGCUAGGAUUUAAUACCAUUUGUGUUAACAGAGUCAUUUCAGUGGAUAACCUUUAUUUAUGCCAAACAACACUGGUUUUUCUGUUUACAGUGGUGUUGGUUGCUUUUUGAAAUACAUUUAUUUAAGUAAAAAAACACUUGAGUCAACUUAAAAUUGUAUAAAUGAAUCAAAACAAUUUUGAAGUUUGGACAUUUUCUUAUUUGUACUAAAUCACUUGUGCUUUCUACUAAUCACAAGACCCUUUGUGCUAACCUGUUUGAUGAACUUUAUGGUUAAGGCUAUUGAAGAUGAAUUCUGCUUAACUUUCCAACUUCUUGACAAUAAGAAAGGUAGAAAAGACCAUGUGGCUGUCAAAAUUGGAGACCCUGUUUCUCGAACUCACCAAUGUUUCUAUAAAUUUAAGUGCCAACUUUAUAAAAGCACAAAUACUUACACUAGUCUCAUUUUGGAAACCUCAGACCAGCAGACUUGCUAGACUGCCUUUGCCAAGUAUACAUGUUUCAGGGCUAGGGAGAGUUUUCCAGCUUCAGAUAACAAAGUUAUUUAUUGCCAGAACUUUAAGCCAUAAUAAAUUAUGCCAUCCCAACUGAACUUUGUUAUAAAAUAAGUUU
This is a messenger RNA of Phyllostomus discolor (pale spear-nosed bat), 2746 nucleotides long. RefSeq names its product pollen-specific leucine-rich repeat extensin-like protein 2. NCBI's taxonomy places the organism in Eukaryota, Metazoa, Chordata, Mammalia, Chiroptera, Phyllostomidae. The transcript has 2 exons. The record is from RefSeq and is a predicted model, not a curated record. Bases 175 to 1626 code for a protein of 483 amino acids.